Molecule: messenger RNA, 330 nt
Organism: Fraxinus pennsylvanica
Lineage: Eukaryota; Viridiplantae; Streptophyta; Magnoliopsida; Lamiales; Oleaceae
Source: the annotation of a GenBank genome assembly
AUGAUAUUCGCCAACGGAAUUGGCAAGAUUGAUUGGACCAGAAUGGUGGUAGCUGGGCAGGUGGCUGAUUUGAAAUAUGGAGGUCAUGAUCAAUCUGAUACUGGAUUGGAAAAACUUGAGUACAUUCAUCUUCAUAAGACUGCAACCGUGUUGGAGGCUUCUGCUAUCGUGGUGCAUGAGGAAAUCAAAAGGCUGAGAAAGCAUUCGAGAUGUGUCAGAUUGUUGUUUCGGGUGAUGGAUGAUAUUCUUGAUGUAACUAUGUCUCCUCAAGAACUGGCGAAAACUGCAGAUUGCUUGCUAAUGAACUUUUGCAAAGUUGAUUGGCAUUGA